Molecule: messenger RNA, 958 nt
Organism: Carassius gibelio (silver crucian carp)
Lineage: Eukaryota; Metazoa; Chordata; Actinopteri; Cypriniformes; Cyprinidae
Product: lysosome-associated membrane glycoprotein 5-like
Exons: 6
Coding region: 140-958 (272 amino acids)
Cellular component (GO): membrane
Source: RefSeq, a predicted model, not a curated record
CACGAGCUGCGCGCUCCUGAUCUCGGACCGAGAGCUCUGACUUCCGCCGGCGGGGGACGCGUCACGCGAUGCAGCAGUGAUCCUCGCACCUGAUCCCGGAGCGGAGUCCCUCUCUCAGAGUCUUCCUCACGAUCUCCAGAUGGAGCUGCUGCUGCUGCUCGUGUCUCUGUCGGCGUUCCGUGUUUCUGCGGAGCAGGAGGUGGAGAAUCUCUCCGGACUUUCACCGAAUCCUGACCGGGAUAUAUUCGUAGUGAGAGAGAACGGAACGACCUGCUUGAUGGCGGAGUUUGCGGUGAAAUUCCUGAUUCCCUACGACGUCCUGGCACUGAACGGGAUCGAUCUGAUCACGGAGCAGACGUCCGUGUCGAUCCCGCGUGGAGCUCAGAUCGCUGGGAAAUGCGGGAGCAGUGAGUCGGAGCUGCAGAUCUCGUGGAUCAAUCACGCUUUCACAUUCCUCAUCUUCUUCUCAAAGGAGAAGCGCACGAUGGGCAGUGAUGGGAAAGCUAAAGAAACUGAAGUGUGGAAGAUAAACAAGGUCCAGCUGGUCUAUGACACUUCAGAGGCGACACACUUCAGUAACGCGUAUAAUCCGGGGAAACACAUGGCCAGCACUCACCGUCUCUCUGCUCUGGUGACUCCGGCCGGACGCUCGUAUGUUUGCUCGGCUCAGCAGACGCUCACACUGAUCUCCAGCGACCAUCAGAAGGGAAUCACCGUCUCCAUGUACGACAUUCAGAUCCAGCCCUUCGACAUCAAGAGCGACUUCGUCUUCAGUGAACAGUAUAAGUGCAUCACAGACGAGCGUGAGCAGCUGGAGCAGAUGUUGCCGCUGGUGUUGGGUCUCAUCCUGGGUCUCAUCAUCGUCAUCACCAUCUCUGUGUAUCACUUCCAUCUCAAACUGAGCGCCGCGCAGCAGCCGCAGCUUCCUCGAGACCGCUCGCUCUACAAGAACAUGUGA